AUGGUCUUUUAUCCGCCAACGUGGGCUUCUAAGCUGCCAAUUGAUCCUCCCGAUACUAUUCCUAUUUGCGACUUUGUCCUCGACGAGCGGUAUGGCAGACUCCCUUUCAAUAGAUCGCUCGAUCCGUAUACCUGCGGUGUCUCAGGCAAAUCAUACACAGCUGGAGAGCAGAAACAGAGAACAGAAUCACUGGCGCGCGGAUUGGCGAAAGAGCUUGGAUGGAAUGUUAACCAAGGCACGGAGUUCGACAAGGUUGCGGGGGUUUUUGCGUUCAAUACGAUUGAUAUUAUGACAUUGAAUUGGGCAAUACAUAGAUUGAAUGGCAUUUCGUCUCCGGCCAAUGCUGCGUACUCUGUGGAGGAACUGAUGCACCAAUUGAAGGACUGUGGAGCCACAGCACUAUUCACCUGCCUGCCUCUACUACCAGUGGCCCUGGAUGCCGCAUCAAAAGCUGGAAUACCCAAGAAACGUAUAUACAUAUGUGAGCUCCCAGAACAAGCUCAAGGCGGACUCAAGGCGGACGAUGAGUUCAAGACCUUGGGCCAAUUGAUAAAGGAUGGUUCAUCCUUACCAGCGCUCGAGCCGAUCAAGUGGGGAGCAGGGCAAGGAGCAAGACAAACCGCCUUCCUCUGCUACUCGAGUGGCACUUCUGGUUUACCGAAAGGGGUGAUGAUAUCCCACAGAAAUGUGAUAGCCAACACGCUUCAGAUCUACAACUAUGAUAAGCCAGCUCGAGACUCCAUACGCAAGGACUACCAGGAUGUGGCAUUAGGUCUUCUCCCUCAGUCACAUAUCUAUGCUCUUGUCGUCAUCAGUCACUGUUCCACAUACCGUGGUGACCAAGUCGUGGUGCUACCCAAGUUCGACAUACAACAGUAUCUCAAUAGUAUUGCCACCUACAAGAUCAAUACACUUUACAUCGUUCCUCCUAUCAUGAUUGCUAUGGCCAAAAACAAACCCAUUCUCGACAGGUUUAACCUAAGCUCCGUACGAACUAUAUUCACGGGCGCAGCACCUCUGGGGGCGGAGGUGGCUCACUUGUUGCAGAAGCAAUAUCCCAAAUGGGUGAUUCGACAGGGUUAUGGGCUAACGGAGACGUGCACCGUGGUUUCCUCCACAAGUCCGGAUGAUGUGUGGUUUGGCAGCUCCGGCUCCAUACUGUGUGGCAUUGAAUGUAGGCUAGUGACACUUGGGGGCGAAGAAGUUACUGGUUACGAUCAACCAGGUGAGCUGCUGGUCAAAUCACCGAGCGUGGUUUUGGGGUAUCUCAAGAAUGAACAAGCAACCAAAGAGACAUUUGUCGAGGAUGGCCAAGGUGGACGAUGGAUGAGGACAGGCGAUGAAGCUGUAGUCAAGCAGAGCCCAAAGGGCCAUGAACAUAUCUGGAUCGUGGACAGGAUCAAGGAAUUGAUCAAAGUGAACGGACUACAAGUCGCACCCGCUGAACUCGAAGCACAUCUGCUCACGCAUCCGGCGGUGGCUGACUGUGCAGUAAUCGCAACACCAGAUGAGGCAGCCGGCGAGGUCCCCAAGGCUUAUGUGGUCAAGUCGCAAUUGGUGGGUCUGGAAGAGAACGACCGAAUGGUAAUGCGUGAUAUUCAGAAGCAUGUCGAGAACACCAAGGCACGCCAUAAGUGGCUCAAAGGUGGAGUUGAGUUCAUUGACAUGAUACCAAAGAGUCCCAGUGGCAAGAUUCUGCGGAGAUUAUUAAGAGAUAAAGACAGAGAGUCGAGGAGACAGAAAGGCGCGAAGCUCUAA
Molecule: messenger RNA, 1758 nt
Organism: Endocarpon pusillum Z07020
Lineage: Eukaryota; Fungi; Ascomycota; Eurotiomycetes; Verrucariales; Verrucariaceae
Exons: 4
Coding region: 1-1758 (585 amino acids)
Molecular function (GO): CoA-ligase activity
Source: RefSeq, a predicted model, not a curated record